Molecule: messenger RNA, 1922 nt
Organism: Branchiostoma belcheri (Belcher's lancelet)
Lineage: Eukaryota; Metazoa; Chordata; Leptocardii; Amphioxiformes; Branchiostomatidae
Product: gamma-2-syntrophin-like
Exons: 18
Coding region: 252-1778 (508 amino acids)
Cellular component (GO): dystrophin-associated glycoprotein complex; intracellular anatomical structure
Molecular function (GO): protein binding; structural molecule activity
Source: RefSeq, a predicted model, not a curated record
CCUGCUCCUGACCCUACCGCCGCUCCUGUGCGUGAAUCGCACAGUCGUAGUACCGCUAGCCGCACGUUCACAACAAAACCUCCGCUAGCUCUCCUAACUCCGCACGGGAGCCAUUCUCACCAGGAUUUUAUACUCAGCGAGGAAAAAAAACCCAACAACAUGCCAUCCAAGCUGUGAAAAUCUUCCCGUGGGAUUUUAUUUACAUCGAAGAAGAGGAAAGAUUCCGAAGUGUGACUGGUUGUUGAUAAAACAUGGCGGGGGAAGCUCAACAAAACGUGGUGAAAGUGGGGUUCCUUGGCCUGAGUGACGGGAAGCGUGAUCCUGAGAUUGUCCGUGUGCAGCUGACAGCAGACAGUCUGGUACUACAGAGAGAGGAGACAGUCUACGGGAACUCACUCGCCGCUAUAAGCUCACAGGUCAACAACUUUGAUAUUGACAGCAACAGAGAAAGAUCAGUUAUUCUCAGAAGACAAAAAUCUGGAGGUUUGGGGUUGAGUAUCAAGGGUGGUGCUGAACACAACAUCCCAGUCCUGAUAUCAAGAAUAUUCAAGGACCAAGCUGCUGACCAGACUGGCCAACUUUUCGUUGGUGACGCAAUAAUCAAGGUUAAUGGUGUCAACGUAGAGCAUUCGACGCAUGAUGAUGUGGUACAACAUCUGAAGAACUCCCCUGAUGAUGUAAAGUUAACUGUUAGAUACUACAGAGCAGCAACUCCCUACCUAAGAGCUCCAGCUAAGCGGUCACGGUACUCGUCUGAACAGUGUAAUGGGAACGCUUCACCGGCUGAUAACGAAACAACCGGCAGCUCGGAAUGGAAGACACCGCCCAGAAGUCCGACGGUUCCGUUGACGGGAGGUCGGUACGAGAAACGCUGGACGAACAUUCUGACCAUCCCGCUGGCCAUGGCAGCACUGACCAAGUACCAAACUGGCACCGAUAAACUCAGACCAAACUCGUUUGAAGUGUGGGGAGGGGACGGCGUAACGUCAGCCGUGCUUCACUGCAAUGACGUCACGGAAGUCACGGACUGGUGCCGCGUCGUAACCGCCGCCAUCGCAGCUGCUAACGCGAAUUUCAUUAAACUCUCAAACGACACAGCAUCCCCCUUACACCAGAUUACCCACAUGGGGUGGAUGAGUGAGCGGAUAGGAGCCUCCAAGAACUUCCAGAACUGGAAACCCAGAUUUGUAGCACUCAGAGGGGAGGACAUGUUUCUCAUGGACACCCCUCCUGUUAGCCAAAGAGACUGGGUGAGGUGUGAUCGGAUGUACAAGCUACAUGAGCUCAUGUGUAAAAUGAACAGGGACCAGGAAGUGUUAGAUGACAGACUGUACUGUGUGGGAGUGCAGCUGUCGACUGGGGAGUCCUGUUACCUGAGUGUGGAGACUAAAGAAGAGUUAACUCUGUGGAUGGGAGCCAUACAGACUGCCACACAUCACGCAGUCAGGAUUAUAGGGAGGAAAACCUUUGGAGUUAGCUGGCAGAGGAGACUGGCUGCACUCACGCUGGACUUCACCACUGGCUUCACACUGUAUGAUGGAGAAAAUAAGGCUGUGCUAUGGACCUACAAGUUCUCCCAGUUGAAGGGUUCCUCGGACGACAACAAGUCUAAAAUCAAGCUCCUGUUCCAGUCUCCCAACCUCAGGCAUAUAGAGACACAGGAGUUGGAGUGUCCGAACCUGCAGGCUCUCCUGUUCAGUAUGCACGCCUUCCUGUCCGCAAAACUCGCUGCUGUCGACCCUGUCUUCGUCCGUAGUCUCGCCAACAUGGCCGUCUAACCGCGUAACAGUUCCCAUCCACAUCAGGACUUUUAACAAUAUCCGUAAAUAACUUCAUAAGGUUGGACGAUACUUAGGGUAUAGAAUUUUCUUCUUACACAACCAGUAAGAUACACACGAUCCCAAAAACAACAAGCACAAAAA